This is a messenger RNA of Betta splendens (Siamese fighting fish), 2978 nucleotides long. RefSeq lists its product as uncharacterized. The record is from RefSeq and is a predicted model, not a curated record. Bases 459 to 2978 code for a protein of 839 amino acids. NCBI's taxonomy places the organism in Eukaryota, Metazoa, Chordata, Actinopteri, Anabantiformes, Osphronemidae. The transcript is spliced from 3 exons.
AGUCCGCCUUAAAAUCUUUCUGGUGGAAAAAUGCUGAAUUAAAAGUUACAGAGAAAACUUUCCCUGCUUUAUCUUGUGAGGCUCCUCUAUCUGCUAUCAUGUGCCUGACUUCACCAGCAGAACGUCCCGCUCCGCUGGUCAGGGUCGACCUCGAGCUGUAUCAUAAAUACCGGUGAGAGUCUACAUCCUGCUUUCACUCUGCACCAGAUACUUCUUCGAGGAAGUAAACUCCCGAACGCUGUGGCGCGAGCUUUUGUUUCACAGUUCACCGUUAUUUUCAAACCACAAUCGCUUCUGCUGCGGGACAACUUCAGCGCCCAUCGCGGUUCGGGGGAACCACGGUAACGACUCACUGGAGGAAACCGAACACCCAGGUUCUACCACGAGGAGAACGCGCUGUGCAACAGCACGGCUUGUGGAGGAAACCUGGGCCGCAGCGUCUCACUGAGUGGGGGAGGAUGGGCAGCGGUGGAGGCAAGCAUUCUACAGAGGAGACUGUUGAUUUGACUGCUCCAAAUGUCGUCCUCAUGAAAACUAAAUAUGGUGAAGCAGCCGUCGAACCACUGGAUGUCUGGGUGCAAAAGUUUGGGUUUCCCCCCGAAGGUACUUUCCACAUGAGUUAUCUGAUGCAGGCUCAGAAAAGAAUGGAUUUUCAAAUGAAAAAAAUUAUGGCCAAGAAGAGAGUAUCUAUGAAGGACUUGGAAAGUGCUGAGAAACACCUGAAGGCUCUACAGAUUUGGAAGCACGAGGCUGAAUGCAGGGAAAGAAGGGGGCACUGCAGAGAGGGGCCGUUUCUAAAUGAGCUGAGCUUCGAUGAGCUUCAAACUAAUAAUUCGAUAAAAGAAAUCGCCCACGAGGGAACGGCUCUGUGUUCUCAGACGCAUGCCGGUCCAGGUCCUCCGGUGCCUCCGAGCGCCUCAACGGUCACCCAUCCCUCAAUGGCCCCGCCAGAGGCCGCACCUCCACACGCAGCACCGGCGUGUGAACCGGACCCUGCCGACGACGCGCCCGCCGGCACCGACCCGGCGUCGCCGCGGGCGCCACCCUUCGAACGAUUUUGGACAGAGACAGAUAUUUGGAACGCGAUGUCACAUCUGCCUCCCCUGAAAAACUCGGGCAAGAGGUUCGCGGACUACCUCAAGGUGCUGUGCGAAGUGUACAGCCCGACUCUGCUGGAACUGAGGAAACUGCUGGAACUCAAGGUGGGUCAAGAUGACUGGGACAGAGUCUCUGACACAUUCCCUGCUGGCAGCUAUCAGAGGGUCGACUCGGACUGGGCUCAUGGAAGCAAUGACAAUUACAGACAAGCGCUGGAGACGCUGUGCUCUCAGAUAGAGAGUGCGUUCCCGCCGCGGGUCGACUCCGCCGCCGCGGCCGCCUGCACGCAGGGCGCCGAUGAAACCGCGUCUGAGCAUCUCGCACGCCUCACGGGCGCCGUCAACAGUUACUGCGGCCUUGAAGAACCUCGCUACUCAGGCCGUGAAUGCUCACCUUGGGAACGUCUCCUGACCGACUCUUUCGUUAAAGGCCUGCGAUCAGACAUACAGGGAGGAGCCAGAUCCAUCUGGACCGACUGGGAGGACAGCAGGCUGCUUGAAGGGGAGCUUCGUGCAAUUUGUACUGAAAACGCCAUCAAAGCACAGCAAAAAUGUAAAGAAGACAAAGCGCAGGAAGAUCUACUCAUAACAGAGCAGAGCCAGUUUUAUGUAAGUUGGGGAAGAGGCUGGGGUCAAAGGAGAGGAGGAAGACAUGGUAGAGGAUGGGGUCAAGGGAGAGGAGGAGGAGGAGGAGGAGGAGGAGGUAGAGGAUGGGGUGAAGGCAGAGGAGGAGGAGGUAGAGGAUGGGGUCAAGGGAGAGGAGGAGGAGGAGGAGGAGGAGGAGGAGGUAGAGGAUGGAGCCCAGUUCCGCCGGACGCGUGUUGGUUUUCUGUUGUCGACCUGGCGAACGCCGCUUUCAGCGUCCCUGUUCAUGCCGAGAGCCAGCGCUGGUUUGGGUUCCGCUUCAAGGGGGGAGGGUACACCUUCAGCCGCUUGUCUCAGGGCUUCUGUGACACAUCGGCCAUCCUCAGUGAAACGGUCCGGGCGAGCCUGGGACGCCUGCAGCUCACCCACGGCACAGCCCUCCUGCAGUACACAGACGAUCUGAUGAUCUGCAGCCCCACCAGAGACCGGUGUGAGACAGACACGCUCGCGCUUCUGAAGCACCUGGCUGCAGAGGGAUACAAGGCUAGCCGCUCCAAACUCCAGUUUGUGCAGGAAAAGGUGACUUACCUGGGCUACGCGAUCACAGCAGAGGGCAAAUCUAACACCCCCGAACGAAUAGAGAAGAUUCAAAAUACCUCCAAACCCGAAACCAAGCAACAGCUGCGCUCGUUUCUGGGCAAGGUUUCAUCUUUCAGAAGCUUCAUUCCCAACUACUCUGCUGUUGAAGCCCCCUUGCGCUCCAUUGAGCCACUGGAGGCACAGGAUGAGGUGACGUGGACCCCAGAAGCUGAACGCGCUUUUGAGGAUUUGAAAACAGCUUCGCAGACUGCACCCACGCUGGCGUUUCCUGAUACGUCCAGUCCAUUCACACAAACCGUUGAUGACAGGAAUGGGUUCAUGACGUCUGCACUGUUACAGAAGCGUGGAGACACGCUGAGGCCUGUUAGUUACUUUUCAGCAAAAUUAGACAGAGGGAGCGCUGGACUUCCCCCAUGUCUGCGCGCUGUGGCAGCUGCAGAGAAGGCCGUUCUGGCCUCCAUGAAACCCGUUUCUGGUGCUGCUUUAACGCUUCUCAGCCCUCAUGCAGUUAAACUACUUUUAGAACGAAAAUCGUCCCAGCUUUCCCCAGAAAAGUGGGAGAAAUACAGCACAGUAUUAUGUGACACGCCCAACAUUACUAUUGAACGCUGUUAUACUCUGGAUCCAUCUACACUGCUCCCCAUGGAGGGAGAACCAGAAGAGCACGACUGUGUGGCACUUUUAGAUGAAGCAUAA